AUGACCGCGGUGGUUAUGGGUGGCAUCCAGGGGACGACCACAACGUCGAGGUCGCAAGUGAAGCACGUCCCAAGCACACCAUCAGCCACAGCCUCUCUGUCCCACCUCGUCAAUGCGGAAGGUUUGAAGUCUCCGCUCGAGUUCCUCCUUUGGGACCACUAUAUCAAUUGCUUCGCAAGAAAUUAUCCAACAUGCUCCGAUUCAGAAAACCCAUUCCUGUCAUGCCUGGUACCGGUCGCCGUGCGCUAUGAGCCUGUGCGCUUCGCGCUUCUGGCCCUUUCUGGACUCAACGCCGCGUCCAGAAACUUUCCAUCACUGCAGCUGUCAACCAAGGUUUUCCGACUCCGAGCUCUGGAAGGUUGCCAGAAUAUAUGCUCUGGCAGUCGGAGCCGCGACAAGCCCAAAUCAGCCGAAGACUUUUUCAUAUUGUGCUCUCCGCAGGUGUUGCUGACGCUGGACGAGGCGGACAAAUUGUGCCUCGUCACCACGGCCCUCAUGUUGGCACUAUUUGGCAAGCUCUCCGGCCAAGACUACGACAGUUUCCGACCGUACCUUGAGUUUGCUCAAUACUACUUCACAUGCAAGACGACUGCUGAUUCAACAUUAGCUGGUGUAUUCACAACAACACUUCCUUUCUUCCUCCACAGCUUGGUCACCUACAAUCAUCUAUUAGCGAUGAUCGCCAUAACCCAGCCUCCUUCUAUGGUCGACAGGAGACUCCAAGUGCCAUCUUUCCUUCCUUUGUCGCGUUGCCCUCCCCAGGAUUUUGUGUCUCUCCUUUGGCGUGCCGGCAACGAUGUUGAGAACGUUGGCUUGGCCGACUUUGACUCAUGGAACGGAGAUUUCAACUUUCUGCCAAGUUUCAGCACUAGAUCAGUUAGGCCCCUAGAUGCACAAGGUUAUGUGCGAGGACGUAUCUUCCAAUCUGCGGCCGGCACAAUUCACGCGAAUGCACAGGAUGAGCAGGCCACCGUCCAGGAAAUCUACCGCACCUCAAGCCGUAUCUAUUUCUUUCGUCAGCUGAGAGAUCGAGUCGACCUGAUCCAUUCGAAUACCACGAGAGCCUACCCACCGUUCGUGGCACAAGCGCAGAUUCGGAAAUUCACUAAGUUCGCCAUGGGUAUUUUACGCGCUUUGCCUUGCGACUCCGUGUUCAACAGCGCACUACUCUUCCCGCUUGGAAUCAUUGGUCCUGAGCUUACUUGCGAGAAUGAUCAAGCUUUCGUCUUGCAAAAGCUGAAGCUACUUCAAGAAACAUUAUACUUCGAUGUCUUCCGGUUGUUCGCUGAAGACCUUGCAAAAUGCUGGGCUCAAUCUCAAUCCCGCGACCACGCUGCUCGUGCGGAUGGUCCUCACAAAACAGCAAUCAGAUUAAUUGGCUAG
Molecule: messenger RNA, 1383 nt
Organism: Cladophialophora carrionii CBS 160.54
Lineage: Eukaryota; Fungi; Ascomycota; Eurotiomycetes; Chaetothyriales; Herpotrichiellaceae
Exons: 1
Coding region: 1-1383 (460 amino acids)
Biological process (GO): positive regulation of transcription by RNA polymerase II
Cellular component (GO): nucleus
Molecular function (GO): transcription cis-regulatory region binding; DNA-binding transcription factor activity
Source: RefSeq, a predicted model, not a curated record